Molecule: messenger RNA, 5232 nt
Organism: Oxyura jamaicensis (ruddy duck)
Lineage: Eukaryota; Metazoa; Chordata; Aves; Anseriformes; Anatidae
Gene: LRRC58
Product: leucine rich repeat containing 58
Exons: 4
Coding region: 26-1129 (367 amino acids)
Molecular function (GO): protein binding
Source: RefSeq, a predicted model, not a curated record
GGGCGGGGCGGCGGGGCCGAGCGGGAUGGCGGCGGCGGCCGAGCCGGAGGAGCCGGCGGCGGGCGGCGAGGAGGAGGCGACGGCGGCGGCGGCUGAGGAGGAGCUGGAGCUGUCUGCCGAGCUGCGAUCGCGGCGCAGCGCCGAGGCUCGGCGGCUGGUGCUGUCCCCGCGGCGGCUGUCGGGCCCGCUGCCCGCCGGGCUGUCGCAGUGGUUCCCGGCGCUGGAGCUGCUGGACGUGAGCGGCACGGGGCUGGCGGAGCUGGGCGCGGGGCUGCUGGCGCUGCCGCGGCUCCACACGCUGCUGGCCAAGAACAACCGGCUGGGCGGGCCCGGCUCGCUGCCCAAGGGGCUGGGGCAGGCGCCGCUGGGGCGCUCCCUGCGCGUCCUCAACCUCAGCGGCAACCGCUUCGCCGAGCUGCCGCCCGCCCUGCUGGGGCUGCGCGGGCUGCAGAGCCUCAGCCUGGGCGGCAACCGCCUGCACGGCAUCCCGCCCGACAUACAGGAGCUGCGCAGUUUAGAGUUUCUGUACCUUGGAGGGAAUUUCAUUACUUCAAUUCCACCUGAAUUAGCAAACCUGCCUUCUCUAAGUUAUCUUGUUCUGUGUGACAACAAGAUCCAGAGCAUUCCACCUCAGCUGGCACAGCUGCAUUCCCUGCGUUCUCUUAGCCUGCACAAUAACCUCCUGACUUACCUCCCUCGAGAGAUCCUUAACCUGGUGCACCUGGAGGAGCUGAGCUUGCGUGGGAACCCGCUGGUCGUUCGGUUUGUGCGUGACCUGACCUACAAUCCCCCGAGCCUUCAGGAGCUGGCUGGACGCACGAUUAAAACCCGCAACGUUCCCUACGCUCCCAGCGAUCUCCCGGAGAAUCUUGUCCGGUAUCUGAGCUUGGCCAGCAACUGCCCCAACCCCAAAUGUGGCGGUGUCUACUUUGACAGCUGCGUCAGACAGAUCAAGUUUGUUGACUUCUGUGGGAAGUACCGCAUCCCGCUGAUGCACUACCUGUGCUCCCCCGAGUGCUCCUCGCCCUGCAGCUCGGCCUCCCAGAGCUCCACUUCCCAGAGCGAGUCUGACUCUGAGGAUGAAGCCAGUGUGGCUGCGCGCAGGAUGCAGAAAGUCCUUCUGGGAUAACAGGGAACGAAGCGGGAAGACUGGAAGGAAAACGUGUUUGAAAAGCAAUAAUGGAAUGGCGAAGCGUGAGUCUCUGGCCUGAAGGGGCUCACGAGAAACUGUCCUCAAGUCCUUGUAGGGGACAGAACACCUUAGCAAGCCUCCGCUUGCUUGGUGCAGUGCUACUUAGAACUAACUCGGUGGCGUGCUGCCUGUAGGGUGCCUGGGGUUGCUAGAAACGUCUGCUGUCUGGGGAACUCCCCUCGUGCAGGCUGGGGAGGGGGAUUUGUUCUGACUGGCAGAUUGAGAAGCGUUUAGUACACGACACUUCACUGGACUUCAGUCAUCCUGCAGUGCAGAGAAGGCUGUCCAGAUCUCUUAACACUGUGGUAGAUCAGAAACAGGCUAAUCAUGCCAUGUGAGUAUGCGUGGACCCCAACGUUCUGUAUCACAUUUUGAUUCUUUGUUGUCUCCUUUGAUUUCAGUUACAGACUUUGCACCCAUCCACCAAAAAUGGGACUUGCUUCUCUGUUGUUGAGGAGAAGAUUAGCUCAACUCUGGUCACUGUUCCUUUGCCUAGAGGCAUAGGGUCUCUGUGCUUUUGCAGACGUUACAGACAUAGAACUGAGCCACCCUUUUUCCUCCCUUGUUACACUAAGCUGCCCUUCAUGUUUCCUUCUAACUGCAUUCCUUGUUUCCUUCCCUCUGCCUCUUCCCAUUACACCUGGAGUGUUGCUGUCUUUUUGGUGCCUUCAGAAGACAGAUGAGUUCUUCUCUUGAGACCUGGUGUUAGUUCGGACCUGUGGCCGUAUGUGCCUCUGCGUGGGACCACAUGUGAUGCUCCGUAGCAUGUUCUUGAGUCUCAGCUUGCUUGAGCAAAUCUGCUUUUAUAUCUGAAUUGCAGGAAAGGUCUUGAUUGGCAUUUUCUGUUCUUAAACAGCUACAUCCCCCUGCUGAAGGUAGCUGUGCUCUGCUUGGUACUGGGUUACUUUCUGUCCUUAAAGUCGUCUGUUUAAGGCAGACAGAAGCUUAGUGAACUGGAAGUACCGACAGACGUGCUGUGGAGAAUGCUUUUUGUUUCUUUUUUCAUACUUAUAACAUGAGAGGAAAAGCCAGUAGGAAGAAUACAAGGCAUGUUGUCUGAGCAUCUUGCUGGAGGUGGUUUUGAAGCCUCUUCCUUAUUUAUUUGUUUGCAUUUGCUCUUGUUAUAAUAAAUCUGGCAGUCUGUUGGAUUGUUCACGUAACACGUUAUCGUAGACCAUGUCUAUAGGAAAGCUGCAGGAAAUUGUUCAGAAUUAAGUACAAAGAAACACCUAUUAAAAAUAUAACUGCAAUUGACAGGUACUUGUAGAUUACCUAUGGGGCUGUUGUGUCUUCUGCUCAUUGAGAGCUGCCCCUUUAUUACUAUUUCACAGCAGGCAGUCCUUUUGUUGCAGUUUCAGUACAGCAAAUCCAACUAUGCCUUUGAAUGCAUGAGCAGAGCAAAUAUUUUGUGUUAAGAAACUAAAUGAACAAGCACAACUUUACGUAACCCGCUUUGGUCCUAAGGGGGAAACUGAAAACCUGUGCUCCUCUCUUGCAUUUGGAAGACACGUGCCUCUUCAGAUAUCUUAUGGCAGCUCUGUGUUAAUGGUCCUGUUUAAUUAUGCUUGACACUUUAUUAAAGCACUUUGAUAAUUCUAAUCCUCGUAACUAGCUUUAGUGAUAUAUAUUUUUUUUUAAUUAAUUAUUAUUAAGCUAGAAUUUUUCUUUUAGUGUGACCUGAAGAGCAACGUCUGUGAAACUUUGUACAUUCCGGUCUGACUCGGUGUGCAGGUUUAACUUCUCGCCCUGCAUUUCCUUGGCAGUGCUGUUCAUUUCCCGGGGUUCCUUUGCAGAGAACUAGAAUUUGAAGGAAAUUAUCUGCUUGUAAAAUAGCACCUCUUCAGUCAGUAAUUAUUGCAGCUUACUCUAAUGAUUCCCGCAACACACACAUGCAGAAGAAAUUAAAUGACACAUGCUCUGUGCCUUUCCAAAUCACUCUUCACAGUGUAUUUUAAGACACAGAAAGGUAUAAGCACAAAGCAACUGGAUAUCACUUUAGCAGAUUCUGUGAGGUUUGCUUGGAAAGAAGAACCUACAGUUUUUGAGAGAAACUGACUGCAUGCUGUUAGUUAAAUGGGGAUCAGUGAGUGCUGUAUGAUUUUUUUCUUCAUCUCUUCUUCCAGAUGCUUCUUCCUGACUUGAGUGAACUUGGCGUACAAAAGCUAAAGGACAGUAAACUGAUUGCAGAGCCACACCUUUAAAUUCACUGCUAGUUUAACAGUAGUGAGCAACUACUGCGUGAUCUGGAGCUUGUCUCUUUUGCCAGUGAAAGUGAACCACACGAGUUGAGAUCUCAACAUCUUCUGAGCUCAGGGCCAUGACGUACUGCCUGCCUCCCUUGAGCAGGAGCUGUCUCGAAGUGAUGUAUUUUUCAUUUCACAAAGAUCGAAUUCACAACUGCUUUGCUGCCACAGUUCCUGUUCAUGCAGUAAUACCUGUGUGCGUGUGUAUGGCUCUGAUUUAGCUCCUUCCUUAGCUGCGUUUUCUUGCCUAACAAACAAGCAACCCAUCUCUGCCCCAGUUCUAAUAACACUAAUAGGCUAAUCGUUUUUAGUAGCUGCUUUACUGUAGCCAGGUCAAAACUUGACUGCUUAUGCAGUGGAUAUCUAUGCAUUUUAGACUUGAUAGAAUGUCUCUUUAAAAAUUAUGUAUAUUCGUGAAUAUAGCUAAUGAUUUUUUCCUUGUGCUGCUGGGCUUUAAAGUGCAAUUCAAGUAAGUCAGAAUUUACAACAAUCAGGGACCCGUAAAAAAUACAAAUGGUUGGUUGGUUUCUUUUCCCCUUGGAAGUGGAUAUGAGAGGACUAGAGAUACAGGUUGGUGCUAUCGGGGCUAACAUACCCAGCCCCCCCAGGAGUCAAGAUUUUCAGCAAUUUUAGCCCCCAAGGACUGGAAAAUGUACUGGACAAGACAAAACUUGAAACUAUGCUGAUGGAUGGUAGGUUCCUAUCGUCCCCUUCCUGGAGAGCCCGAGAAGUAGGCAGUGGUUUUGCCAGCAGCCUGGCUCGUAGCUCCUUUUGUCAGCUUUAAACAGCGGACUUCAGUUCCUUCAGAUGCGCCUCCAGCUGAAAUCUUCAGUCAGUGUUUUGGUAUCAGUCCCCUUGUUGCUACAGCAGCCCAGCAUGUCUGGCUUUUGAAAAUGUUCCUAAACUGAGACACAAGUGUGUGAAGCAAAGUUGCUCAUUCCCUCUUCCCCGCAGGGUCCAGGGCCCUGCUGGCAUUGUUCCCUUGUCCCGCCAUCUCCUUGCCAAGAGGAGCUGAUGGUGUGUUUCUGAAUGCAGGUACUUAAUGUGAACAGUGGGAUCACACUAAAAAGAAGCAAAAUAUCAAUUUGACUGGAAGCAAUUUAUACAGUUGCCAAUUCUUUUAUGUUUGUUAUUCUUUAAUAAGAGGUGAGACUUAAGGAAGUCAGUAAUGAAUAUUUAAACAUACUCUGAAGUGGCCAGAUGCAGUUUUUCAUGGGCUUCUGUCCUGGUCAUUUUGAGUCUUUGAAAUCUUGUGUUGAAUUAUAAUGGGAGUAGGGGGGAGGGAGGGGAGAACCAGCUCCUUUUUGUUCCUUACUCUUGUUGGCGAUAAUGAAUGGAAGGAAUUUAAUCCAAUGAAAGUAAUGAAACUUAAUCCCUGCGCUGUGUCUUUGUUAACCAGUUCAAAGAACUAUUUUUAAUGCAUCUUAUUCACACCAGGCAGAUGAAUUUCUGCCGCCACCACCACCUCCAACUGAAGAUACUCCAAGCAGACUACUUCAGAAUGCACACUAAUACAGCAGUUACUCUAUCUUGGAAGCCUCUCUAUUGAUUAUUUCAUUUGCCUGCCUUACUAGAGGAUUGAUCUUUUACUGACCUGAAUAUUAAGGCUAGAAAGGUUCUCAUCUAGCCCUCUCAUUGAAUUUCUAUCACGAGCAUGUUUUAGGAAGUCUUAAAGUGCCUUAUGUUUUUAGAAGUGUACUUUGCUAGGAAUGUCUGAAUGUAGAAUAUCUCUAACAGUGUUUCAUUAUGAGCUGUAAAACAAACUGUAAACACUAAACCAAAAACGUUAUUUCUACA